Tarenaya hassleriana is the source of this 2556-nucleotide messenger RNA. RefSeq names its product transketolase-1, chloroplastic-like. Gene Ontology annotation, cellular component: cytosol. NCBI's taxonomy places the organism in Eukaryota, Viridiplantae, Streptophyta, Magnoliopsida, Brassicales, Cleomaceae. Gene Ontology annotation, biological process: pentose-phosphate shunt. The record is from RefSeq and is a predicted model, not a curated record. The coding region runs from base 84 to 2306 and encodes 740 amino acids. Gene Ontology annotation, molecular function: transketolase activity. The transcript is spliced from 7 exons.
UCAUACAUCUAUUUCACUCCCCACCUGCCUCUCUCUCUGAUCUAUCACUCCUCUUUCUCUCUCUAGAAUCGGAGAGCGCAUCCAUGGCUUCCACUUCUUCCCUUGCGCUCUCUCAAGCCCUCCUCUCUCGCGCCACCUCUCACCAUGUCUCCGACAAUCGCGUCUCCUUACCCACCUUCUCCGGCCUCAAACCCACCACCCCACGCGCCACCGCCUCCUCCUCCCGCCGACUCGCGGGUCGCGCGCCCCACCGGUCUCUCCUCCCGGUAAUCCGUGCCACCGCGGCGGAGACGAUCGACGCAACCACCGAGGCCUCGCUGGUGGAGAAGUCGAUCAACACAAUUAGGUUCCUGGCGAUCGACGCUGUGGAGAAGGCGAAGUCGGGUCACCCGGGUUUGCCCAUGGGUUGUGCUCCGAUGGGUCACGUUUUGUACGAUGAAGUCAUGAGGUACAACCCCAAGAACCCUUACUGGUUCAACCGUGAUCGCUUCGUUCUCUCCGCCGGACAUGGCUGUAUGUUGCAUUACGCAUUGCUUCACCUUGCUGGAUACGACAGCGUUAAGGAAGAAGAUUUGAAGAAUUUCCGACAAUGGGAAAGUAGGACACCUGGACACCCCGAGAACUUCGAGACUCCUGGAAUUGAAGUGACUACUGGUCCUCUUGGACAAGGUAUCGCAAAUGCUGUUGGUUUAGCUCUUGCUGAGAGGCAUUUGGCUGCUAGAUUCAACCAACCCGACAAUGAAAUCGUUGACCAUUACACAUACGUGAUCCUCGGAGAUGGUUGUCAGAUGGAGGGAAUUUCACAUGAAGCUUGCUCUCUGGCUGGCCACUGGGGACUUGGAAAGCUCAUUGCUUUGUACGACGACAAUCACAUUUCCAUUGACGGUGACACAGACAUUGCCUUUACCGAGAGUGUGGACCAACGGUUCGAAGCUCUUGGAUGGCAUGUUAUUUGGGUGAAGAAUGGAAACACUGGCUAUGAUGAGAUCCAUGCCGCCAUUAAGGAAGCUAAGACUGUGAAAGACAAGCCCACAUUGAUCAAGGUCACAACCACGAUUGGUUUUGGGUCUCCCAACAAGGCAAACUCGUACAGUGUCCACGGUAGUGCACUUGGUGAGAAGGAGGUCGGGGCUACCAGAAAGAACCUUGGAUGGCCCUAUGAGCCGUUCCAUGUCCCUGACGAUGUUAAAAGCCACUGGAGCCGUCAUACCCCUGAAGGCGCUGCUCUUGAAGCUGAUUGGAAUGCCAAGUUUGCAGAGUAUGAAAAGAAGUACCCUGACGAAGCUGCAGAGCUGAGAGCUAUCAUUACUGGUGAAUUACCUUCUGGUUGGGAGAAGGCACUCCCUACAUAUACCCCUGAGUCCCCAGCUGAUGCUACCCGAAACCUGUCUCAGCAAUGCCUAAAUGCCCUUGCGAGUGUCGUGCCUGGUUUCCUUGGUGGGAGUGCUGACCUUGCAUCUUCCAACAUGACAUUGCUCAAAACGUUUGGUAACUUCCAAAAGGAGACACCCGAAGAAAGAAACCUUAGGUUCGGUGUUAGGGAGCACGGGAUGGGAGCCAUCUGCAACGGCAUUGCCCUUCACAGCCCGGGUCUUAUCCCCUACAAUGCAACAUUCUUUGUGUUUACUGACUACAUGAGAGCUGCCAUGAGAAUCUCAGCUUUGUCUGAAGCUGGUGUGAUUUACGUUAUGACUCACGAUUCCAUUGGUCUCGGAGAGGAUGGACCGACCCACCAGCCAAUCGAGCACUUGGCGAGUUUCCGGGCAAUGCCUAACAUUCUGAUGUUCCGACCUGCUGAUGGAAACGAAACAGCCGGUGCAUACAAAAUCGCCGUCUCUAAACGCAAGAGACCCUCAGUGUUAGCCCUCUCUAGGCAAAAGCUGCCUCAACUUCCCGGCACAUCCGUUGAAGGUGUCGAGAAGGGUGCGUACACCAUCUCCGACAACUCAUCGGGUAACAAACCCGAUGCCAUCUUGAUUGGAACUGGGUCUGAACUAGAAAUCGCUGCUAAGGCAGCUGAUGAGCUCAGGAAAGAAGGCAAAGCUGUUAGGGUUGUGUCCUUUGUGUGCUGGGAGCUAUUUGAUGAGCAAUCAGAUGCAUACAAGGAAAGUGUUUUGCCAUCCGAUGUAUCGGCUAGGGUUAGCAUUGAAGCCGGGACAACGUUCGGGUGGGAAAAGAUUGUCGGGUCAAAGGGGAAGGCCAUUGGAAUUGACUCGUUCGGGGCCAGUGCACCAGCAGGGAGACUGUACAAGGAGUUUGGGAUCACUGUUGAUGCUGUUGUUGGAGCAGCUAAGGAACUGAUCUAAUGACCAUCUGUAGCUGCUAAGUUUAUUACAUUACAGGAGGAAGCUGUGCCAUCUCAGCAUUCUCCUCAGUUUUGAAUAAAAGGGCAAACUGUAGGGUUUUCCCUUUAGGGCAAAGCGAUGAGAGGAAGAAGUUUACACGUCAGUCAGUGUGAACUUCAUGAAGAAUAAAGAGUGGGUUUAUGGUCUUUUCGAGAGGGGAAGAUAUUGAAACAUUGUGAAAUUUGCGGUUUAAUAUUUUUUUUCGGUAACA